AUGGCACUGCUCUCGCCACGCCCUACACAUUUGUUUCGCAUCCACGAUAUUAUUCUCGGUGACGCUACAGCAAGCAGUGGACAACUUAGAAGAUUUCGCCACCGAGAUGUUAAAGAAGCAGGAUUAACAAGUACAGUUUUGCCGCGACAAAGAACAUCUUUUGAAAAUUUGUUUUGGCCCGAAGAGAGAUGCUCAUAUUUUUCGGAGUAUUUUUAGGAAACGACCAGUCGCUGUGUGUUCUGAACUAAGUAUACAAUUAGCUAGCUAACUAGCUUUGCCAGUCCGGAAGGCAAACGAAACAUUGCAUUGGCUUGCCUGGCAGUAACUUAACUCACUCUAACGUUAGCUAUCGAACAAGCCUGUUGACUUGUUUGAGAAUUCAACACAAAUCUCUAAACAGAAAACCAGCAGUAUUUUGUGGUAUGGAUGAUCAUAAGUGUAGGGAAAUUACGAUGCAACGAAGAACUGCUCCAACUGGACAUAUGUUACUAAUCUAGCUAGCUAGCCCAACUAGCCACUGGCUAGCAAUUUGUUGGGACCAAACUUAUUGUUGCCUAGUUUCCGUAUUCCGGAUAGUGUGUUUACAUUUGAGCUUGUAUUGUUUUACAGACUGGUGCCUGGAAGUCUGUAAAAAUACAUGUCCUACAACUUUUUUUGCCGGGAGAUAAUGACAAUUUCGGGCGUAAAUGAGAAGACCCAAGGAAGCGAAUGAGCUCUAACGUGGCUAUCACACGUAUCGUCUAAAGAAAACAGGUUGGUCGGUGGGGUGGUUUCGCUUAGAUAAUUAGCCAACCUGUACAUCUGAACCUUCAAUCAGCGUGUUCAUUUAAGAUUGCUGUUUCACAUCUUCUGGCUACAUAAGUUUAAUUAAACUGAGAUGCGACGUUAGCAAGUUUCUUAUCUGAAAUCAAACUGGAGGGUACGUUUUUGUGUUUCCCGAGUAUCAGGCAAAUUUAAAUUGUACCGUAAACCUUUUCGGUGUCGGAGCUGCUCACUUUAAAUUAAAUCGUGCAUGCCUGCAUCGCUAUGGAUGGCGACUUUGUCCACAAACUACAGUCAUGAUAUUGAGCAGGAAAGCAGAAGGUCCCGUCACAACAGUGAGGAAUGGGGAUAUUUUCGAGUCAUAUAUGCGUGCGGACCAUGCAGCCAAUGAGAAGGCCCUCAUGAAUGGUCAGAGCCCCGCAGGACUGCCCCCGCUGGUGAAACACUCAGUUGGGAACAAGCCCGCCAUGAAGGACCACCAGGUGGCGCUGCGGGCGGUGCCACCGCGGGUGAAGCAUGCGAGCGAGGACUCCUCCCCCCGCCGGCCCAACGCCGUCCUGCUGCACCACGCCCGGAGCGGCAGCAGCGGGGGCCCGGUGCAGGCCAAGACCCUGCCCUCCCUGCCCAAGGACCGCAGCGCGGACAGCAGCAGCUCCGCCAAGUCCGCUGACAGCGCCGGCAGCGGCGCCCCCAAGCCCGGCAGGCCCCUGCCCCUCACGCCCGAGCAGGCCCUCAAGCUGCACCGCCACCAGCUGACCGCUGCCGAGCAGCAGGAGGUCCUGGGAUACCCGGAGGUCUACUUCCUGGGGCCGAGCGCCAAGAAGAGGCAGGCCACGGCGGCGGGAGGCGCCAACAACGGCGGCUACGACGACGAGCAGGGCGGCUACAUCCACGUGCUGCACGACCACCUGGCCUACCGCUACGAGUUCCUCAAGGUCAUCGGCAAGGGCAGCUUCGGCCAGGUGGCCAAGGUGUACGACCACAAGACGCGGCAGCACCUGGCGCUGAAGAUGGUUCGCAACGAGAAGCGCUUCCACCGGCAGGCGGCCGAGGAGGUGCGCAUCCUGGAGCACCUCCGGCGCCAGGACAAGACGGGCUCCAUGAACGUGGUGCACAUGCUGGAGAGCUUCACCUUCCGAGGGCACAUCUGCAUGACCUUCGAGCUGCUCAGCAUGAACCUGUACGAGCUCAUCAAGAGGAACAAGUUCCAGGGCUUCAGCCUGCCGCUGGUGCGCAAGUUCGCCCUGUCCAUCCUGCAGUGCCUGGAGGCCCUGCAGCGCAGCAAGAUCAUCCACUGCGACCUGAAGCCCGAGAACAUCCUGCUGAAGCAGCAGGGUCGCAGCGGCAUCAAGGUCAUCGACUUCGGCUCCAGCUGCUUCGAGCACCAGCGCGUCUACACCUACAUCCAGUCGCGCUUCUACCGGGCGCCCGAGGUGAUCCUGGGGGCCCGCUACGGGAUGCCCAUUGACAUGUGGAGCUUCGGCUGCAUCCUGGCCGAGCUGCUGACCGGGUACCCGCUGUUCCCCGGGGAGGACGAGGGCGACCAGCUGGCCUGCAUGAUGGAGAUCCUGGGCAUGCCCCCGCAGAAGCUUCUGGAACAGUCCAAACGGGCCAAGAACUUCAUCAGCUCCAAGGGCCACCCGCGGUACUGCGGCUCCAGCACGCUGGCCAGCGGGACCGUGGUGCUGAGCGCCGGGCGUUCGCGGCGGGGAAAGGUGCGCGGCACGCCCGCCAGCCGGGACUGGCCGUCGGCCCUGAAGGGCUGCGAGGAGGCCACCUUCGUGGACUUCCUGCGCAAGUGCCUGGACUGGGAGCCCUCGGCCCGCAUGACCCCAUCCGCCGCCCUGCGCCACCCCUGGCUCUGCCGCCGUGCCGCCAAACCCGCACCCGUCCACACGCCCGCGCCCGCGCACGCGGCCCCGCCCGCGGAGAAGGCCCUGCCGCCCAGACGGGCCGCCGAACACGCCACCUCCUUCCCCAGCAUCAUCGCCAAACUACCGCCACCCAUCGGACCCGCCAACGGCAAACUCAGGACCAACAUGAUGGGGGACCCCAACGUGGUGAUACCUCUGCGCACAGUGCUUCCUAAACUGGUCACCUAGCGCCCCCUCGCUCAGGCUCCAGGGCCACGCCUUCCGCUGUGUUUCUCACAGGAUUUCCCAUUGAAGAAGUUGCAGACAAUUAUGAUGCUGGGGAAAAGAAAUAGGUUUUUAAAAGAAAUCAUGCAGUUUUUUAUUUAAGUGUUUUUGAUGAGACUGAAAACAAUUUUAAUGUUUUUUUAACCAAUUUGUUUUUGUCUGAAUUUAAAGGGACAAUAUUAGUCGAUGUUUUCUGUCCAGUCGUCCCUUUCCUACAGGAGGUUUUAACUCUCCGUGCUCAAGCACACAUGCAGGAAUGUUUGGUGUCACAGCAAACACCACACCAAAAAAAAAGAAAAGAAGAGAUCUUUCCUGUUUUCCUUGAAUUUUAUUGAAUUUUAAGAGCUGUGAUUUUUUUACUUAAAGGGCUAUUUCAUAGGGUGUGGUUAUUAGCAGAAGUAUUGGAAACACCUUGGGUGGUGGAAGUAGGUUUUUUAAGGAAGCAGUUGAUUUUGUGAACUAGUUCUGCAGCAGAACUAUAGCCAGCCUUCUGUGGACAUAUGAAGUGUUGGGAUGAGUGCUCAGGCUGGCAUAUGCAUUGAAGUGUGGGGGUUAUCUUUCCUGUGAUUAUGAUUGAAUGGCAUUUGCACCAUCACUGAGCAAUAAACCCACUCCCUCUUA
Messenger RNA from Conger conger (European conger), 3521 nucleotides. RefSeq names its product dual specificity tyrosine-phosphorylation-regulated kinase 2-like. The coding region runs from base 1059 to 2864 and encodes 601 amino acids. Gene Ontology annotation, cellular component: nucleus. The transcript is spliced from 3 exons. Gene Ontology annotation, biological process: cytoplasmic stress granule disassembly; peptidyl-threonine phosphorylation; positive regulation of cell cycle G2/M phase transition. Gene Ontology annotation, molecular function: protein serine/threonine kinase activity; ATP binding; protein serine/threonine/tyrosine kinase activity. The record is from RefSeq and is a predicted model, not a curated record. Lineage: Eukaryota; Metazoa; Chordata; Actinopteri; Anguilliformes; Congridae.